Molecule: messenger RNA, 132 nt
Organism: Haemonchus placei
Lineage: Eukaryota; Metazoa; Nematoda; Chromadorea; Rhabditida; Trichostrongylidae
Source: the annotation of a GenBank genome assembly
UCUCUAUCACUUGCUCAAUUCAAAGGUUGAAUGACCAUCCUUUUACUUAAGACAGUAAAUGGAGAUCUUCCCUGUCGUAAAUCCCUGAGACUCUUGACGUCCUUCACGAAAGUGGAGGGUACUAUACAAUGA